Molecule: messenger RNA, 1110 nt
Organism: Beta vulgaris subsp. vulgaris (sugar beet)
Lineage: Eukaryota; Viridiplantae; Streptophyta; Magnoliopsida; Caryophyllales; Amaranthaceae
Exons: 2
Coding region: 1-1110 (369 amino acids)
Source: RefSeq, a predicted model, not a curated record
AUGACAGCUAAUGUUAGGAAUACUAGGUCUAGGGGGAAGGUAACUGAGAGCCAACCUGAGGUGAGUGAGGAGUCUAGUGAUGAAGAUUUUGAGCUGUUGGAUGAUGAUGACAGCAGUGGGGAUGACAUAUUUGAAACUGAUUUCAUAGAGGAUGAAAUCAUAAUUGAUGCUGAGGAUGAGAUAGGUGACAAAGAGUUUGAAGAUCACCUUGAUGGGAGUGCAGCAACAGAUAAGUUGUAUGAAAAUGGGAAAAUUUGGAGGGAAGCACCAUUUGGAUCAAUAAAAUUGGAGCCUUGGCUUAUCUUCCCUAACAAAGAGGAGUUCCUACAGGUUUUAAGGGAUUUCUGUAUACAGGAGGGGUUUGGAUUGAACAUAGAGAAGACUGAUAGGAAGAGGUUCACAGCAACUUACAUUAUGGAGUGUUGUGAAUGGAGGAUACAUGCAUCAAUUAUGAGUGAUGAUGUAUCUUGGGCAAUUAAGACACUUAGGGGUGAGCAUACUACUUGUGGCAGACUUGAGGAGAACCCCAUGGUUACAUCUAAGUGGCUCUGCAACAAGUUGGCUGAUGAGGUUAGGGGGAACCCAGACAUUCCAGUAGAGUCCCUACAAAGAAUCUCCAUGAAUAGGUAUAGGUUGAGGGUGAAAAAAAGGUUGUUGUAUAAGGUGAGGAGCAUGGCAAGGGUGGAACUGUAUGGGGGCUUUGAUGAGUCAUAUGGGCUUCUUCCUAGGUAUGCUGAGGUCAUUAAGGAAACAAACCUAGGGAGUUAUGCCCUCAUCAGCUGGACAGGGGAUACAGCCCAAAGUCAGCCCAAAUUUAAGAGUUGCUUUAUUGCCUUCAGUGCACAGAUUAAGGGCUUCAUUAGGGGGUGCAGGCCCAUUAUUAGGAUAGAUGGAGCACAUCUCAGUGGAGGAUACAAGGGGGUUAUGUUGACAGCAGUUAGCAUAGAUGGCAACAAUGAACUUUUUGUCAUUGCCUAUGCUAUUGUGCCAACUGAGAGCAUUGACUCUUGGAGCUACUUCUUCAGCAAUCUCAAACUGAUAUUCCAGCAAGAAGGGUACAAGAGGACUGACUGGACCUUCAUCAGUGAUAGGAUGAGGGGUGUUGAGUAA